Molecule: messenger RNA, 3397 nt
Organism: Carya illinoinensis
Lineage: Eukaryota; Viridiplantae; Streptophyta; Magnoliopsida; Fagales; Juglandaceae
Product: cation-chloride cotransporter 1-like
Exons: 14
Coding region: 155-3112 (985 amino acids)
Biological process (GO): monoatomic ion transport; transmembrane transport
Cellular component (GO): membrane
Molecular function (GO): chloride:monoatomic cation symporter activity
Source: RefSeq, a predicted model, not a curated record
GUUAAAACUAGUUUAGGAGGGGGCACACACCAUUCCCUAUUACAUCCCCCUAUUUCGCGUCAACGUCCUUUUCAGUUAAAAAGAGAAUUGACACUUUUUAGAUCUAAAUAAGAAAGAAGACGAAUAAUCAGAAGCCGAAGCAGAGGAGGAGGAAAUGGACAAUGGGGAUAUUGAGGGCGCAGAUGAAGAAUUCCCGGGUCGAAUAAGCGGGCGCAAGUACCGGCCCGUUGUGGCCAAUGAUCGCGCCGUGCUCCAGAUGUCUUCCAUGGAUCCUGGGUCCUCCUCCACCACCGCUACCUUCUCAAAUCACCAAGCUUCCCUCAAAAAAAUUAAAGCGGGCACACAGGCAACCAUGGAUACCGAUUUGAAAGAAGGGUCUUUGCCGACACAUGAGCAAGCUAAUGGACCACAGGGAGACUCGAAACUGGAAUUGUUUGGUUUCGAUUCUCUUGUCAAUAUUCUUGGUCUCAGGAGUAUGACAGGGGAGCAGAUUCCGGCACCUUCAAGUCCUAGAGAUGGUGAGGAUGUCGCUAUUACCAUUGGGCAGCCUAAGCCUGCUGAACUCAAACUGGGUACCCUGAUGGGUGUAUUUGUCCCUUGCUUACAAAGCAUACUGGGAAUUAUCUACUACAUCCGAUUUUCAUGGAUUGUUGGUAUGGCUGGCAUAGGUGAGUCUCUGUUGCUGGUAUCUUUCUGUGGCUUGUGCACUUUUCUGACUGGAAUAUCACUGAGUGCCAUUGCAACUAAUGGUGCGAUGAAGGGUGGGGGACCAUACUAUCUCAUUGGUCGUGCCCUUGGUCCAGAAGUUGGAGUUAGCAUUGGACUCUGUUUUUUCCUUGGGAAUGCAGUUGCUGGAGCCCUGUAUGUGUUAGGAGCUGUUGAAACCUUUCUGAAAGCCGUGCCAGCUGCUGGCAUUUUUAGAGAGACCAUCACAAAUGUUAAUGUCACAGCAGUUGAGCGAGUAGAAAGUCCAAGUUCACAUGACUUGCAAAUUUAUGGGAUUGUUGUGACUAUCGUUCUAUGCUUUAUUGUAUUUGGUGGUGUGAGGAUGAUCAAUCGGGUUGCACCUGCUUUCCUUGUACCUGUUCUAUUCUCGCUGUUCUGCAUAUUCAUAGGGAUCUUUUUGGCAAGGAAGGACAAACCUGCACUUGGAGUCACGGGCUUGAGUUUGGAAACUUUCAAAGAAAAUUGGAGUCCAGGUUAUCAGAAUACUAAUGAUGCCGGUGUUCCUGAUCCAGAAGGAAGUGUAUACUGGAAUUUUAAUGCAUUGGUCGGUCUUUUUUUCCCUGCUGUAACGGGAAUUAUGGCAGGUUCAAAUCGAUCAGCUUCACUGAAAGAUACUCAGCGUUCAAUUCCCGUAGGGACAUUGGCUGCCACACUAACAACUACUGUGUUGUAUCUAGUUUCUGUAUUGUUAUUUGGAGCCCUUGCUACCAGAAAGAAGCUAUUGGCGGACAGGCUUCUUACGGCUACAGUUGCUUGGCCUUUCCCAGCCAUCAUUUACAUUGGAAUCAUUCUUUCAACGUUAGGAGCUGCUCUUCAGAGCCUGACAGGUGCCCCACGCCUUCUUGCAGCAAUAGCCAAUGAUGACAUCCUGCCUAUUCUUAACUACUUCAAGGUUGCAGAUGGCAGUGAGCCACACAUUGCUACCCUUUUUACCGCGUUCAUCUGUAUUGGGUGUGUCGUAAUUGGGAACCUGGAUCUUAUCACACCAACUGUAACUAUGUUUUUCCUUCUGUGUUAUGCGGGUGUGAACUUAUCUUGCUUCCUUCUGGAUCUUCUGGACGCUCCCAGCUGGCGUCCUCGAUGGAAAUUUCACCACUGGAGCCUCUCACUUCUUGGAGCAUCACUUUCCAUAGUGAUAAUGUUCUUAAUCUCUUGGUCAUUCACCAUAGUGUCCUUAGCCCUUGCAAGCCUUAUAUAUUACUAUGUGAGCAUUAAAGGAAAGGCUGGGGACUGGGGUGAUGGUUUCAAGAGUGCAUAUUUCCAGCUAGCUCUUCGCAGUCUUCGAUCAUUAGGAGCAAACCAAGUGCAUCCAAAGAAUUGGUAUCCAAUCCCCCUGGUGUUCUGCAGGCCAUGGGGGAAACUGCCAGAAAACGUACCCUGCCAUCCAAAACUUGCUGACUUUGCAAACUGCAUGAAGAAAAAGGGUCGUGGAAUGUCUAUCUUUUUCUCCAUACUUGAUGGAGACUAUCAUGAACUUGCUGAAGAUGCCAAGGUCGCCUGCAAGCAGCUAGGUGCCUACAUUGACUACAAGCGAUGUGAAGGUGUAGCAGAGAUAGUUGUAGCACCUAAUAUGUCAGAGGGCUUCCGUGGUAUUGUCCAAACCAUGGGCCUCGGUAACCUCAAGCCAAACAUUGUGGUGAUGCGUUACCCUGAAAUAUGGCGUCGUGAAAACUUAACUGAAAUACCUGCCACCUUUGUUGGAAUAAUAAAUGACUGUAUUGUUGCAAACAAGGCAGUUGUUAUUGUUAAAGGUCUUGACGAGUGGCCCAACGAGUAUCAGAGACAGUAUGGUACGAUAGAUUUGUAUUGGAUUGUGAGAGAUGGCGGUCUCAUGCUUCUCCUCUCCCAGCUCCUUCUUACCAAGGAGAGCUUUGAGAGUUGUAAAAUUCAAGUCUUUUGCAUUGCAGAGGAGGAUUCUGAUACAGGGGGGCUCAAGGCUGACGUGAAGAAGUUUCUGUAUGAUCUUCGGAUGCAUGCUGAGGUGAUUGUCGUAACGAUGAAAUCAUGGGAUGCAGAAGUAGAGGGUGGGUCGCAGCAAGAUAAAUCAUUAGAUGCAUUUACUGGUGCGCAGCAUCGAAUUACUCGAUAUUUAUCUGAGAUGAAGGAGGCAUCCGAGAGAGAAGGAACGCCACUGAUGGCAGAUGGAAAGGCCGUUGUUGUGAAUGAGCAGCAGGUGGAGAAGUUUCUUUACACCACUCUGAAGUUGAAUUCAACAAUACUGAGAUACUCGAGAAUGGCUGCAGUUGUGCUUGUUAGCCUACCACCACCUCCAGUGAACCACCCGGCAUAUUUCUACAUGGAGUACAUGGAUUUGUUGGUGGAGAAUGUCCCGAGGCUUUUGAUGGUAAGAGGAUACCGCAGAGAUGUUGUAACUCUGUUCACAUAGUUGUCAAUGGGGUGCAUUCCUGGACGGUAAUCACAUGAUGUUUAUAUUUUUUUUCUUCUUUACCCCCCUUUCUUUAAUUUUUGUAGUUUCAAUGUUACAUUCAUUCUUUCUAUCGUCUUCGUGCUAAUACCGGCGUUUUAUUCUUUUUCACUAAUGUAGAGUUUUUGGAAUCACAUGGUCCGUUAUAGGGGAGUCCAUAAGUUCAAUACAUGGUUUAUAGACUCUAGAAUCAAACUUGUAUUUUUUUUUGGUCAGUGAAAUGAGAUCGGAGCUUCUUUUUGUUUA